Equus caballus (horse) is the source of this 4893-nucleotide messenger RNA. NCBI's taxonomy places the organism in Eukaryota, Metazoa, Chordata, Mammalia, Perissodactyla, Equidae. The record is from RefSeq and is a predicted model, not a curated record.
UGCAUUUGAUUCGUUUAUCAGCGCUGGGAAGGAGAUAUUGUUAUUCCCAUUCUACAGCUGAGGAAAUUUAAGCUGAAAGAGGCUGACUCGCUGGUUCAGACCCUCACAGCUAGAAAGCGGUGAGGCUGGGGUUUGAGGCAAGGUCUGUUGGACUCCAAAGCCUGCUAUUCCAUGCCGCCUCCUCAUCAAGUCUCCCCGGGCUGGGAGACGUUUGGGGCACAGGUGGUAUUGCUAGCCCUGGGGGAAUGCAUCAUCUGCGCUGGCCUAGCAGCUUGGCCUUCGCCUGACUGAGGAUCUCAGGUGCCCACCUUUACCCAUACCUCCAGCUGUCACACCUGCAGCUGCUCCCCUCUCUGGCCCUUAAUUGGAUUCUAGCGCCCCCUUCCCUUCUCUCCCUUUACUUGGCUAUGCCAGAAUUUUCUAAAGAUACUAAAAAACUCAGGAAAAAUAAAAGUAAGGGAAACCAUAAUUUCCUUGUUUCUCUCGCUAUUCAUCUAUGGUUGCGCACCCCACCUUGAUCUUCAUAUUUCAGCCCCUGCUGUUGUGGGACCUCUGGCUGGGCCUCAGUAGCUUUUCCCUGUGAUUCCAGCCACUUUUGAUAUUUUGAAACUGAAAGCCUCAGAGGUACCAAGGAACUUAACCACUUUCAAGUGACAAAGUUUUAAAUUUUUCUCAUAAUGCAGCCUAAUGCUUCAUAUCUGUGCUUAGUGAUUAUUGUUGCUGUAGGGCAAUGAAAACAAAGCCCUGGCUGAUUUUCUACAUGGUUCGUCUGAACUCUCUUCUCCUUCCCGUCUUGUCAUCCUCUUUCUGAGCGGCCUGUCCCCCAUCACCUCAGCCCUCUUUGUUACUACAGACACCCCCAUCCUUGCUGAAACACCUCCUGCAGGGAGCCUCGCUAGUCCUGCCACUUCCUUCUCCCUCCCAAGAGCCCCGCCUUCCCAGCACUGUGUUUGUUGUGCAGGGCCUUUUAACCUGACCACAGACCCUGUAUGGAGCUUCAGAAAUUGAAUGCGGUGUUUUGUGGCUACGGCAAUAACUGCAUUUUUCUGCAAAAAGGGUUCAUCACAGUCUCAGAGGGGUUUAAGAUCCUAAAAGGUUACUCAGAAAGGUUCCAGUGACCAUGUUAUUAGAAACAGAAGUUGGGAGACAGUGCUACCACCAAGGGUCUGUGCUCCGAGGUCGUAGUGUCGAGUAUAGUAUGGAAGCAACUUUGCAUACAGACCCAUGAAAGACAGGCAUUCAGGUCCUUACCUGCUAUGUGGUAACUACAUGGAUUCAAAGUAAACCACUAAACGAGGUGGUUAUUUGUUUCUAUGUCUGAAAAAUGUGGAUAACAAAACCUUUCUUACUUAUUUUAUACACUAAUACAUGAGAAAAAAAGUUUUCAGUGAUGGUGUGCUGUAUUAGCUCUAUGAUAGGGAAGUGGUUAGAGGAAAGUGUUAAAUCUGGCUAUGACAGUGACUACAACACUGCUUCUGUGGGGUUACACCUCUGCUCUGAGACCAUAGAGCAUCCUGGGCAUCGCUGCGCCUCCUGGGCCUCUCUUCUCCCAUCCCACCCUUCCCACUCUGAUAGACCCAGGUCUUUAAAGUAGCUCUGUCUCACUGCUGGCUUUGGGAACUUCUGUCGCAGACGCUGUUUCCCUAGACCCAGCUGAUCGGUCUGCCUCAUUCUCACUCAUUUUGCUAUUCCUUCAGUCAACAAAUGUGAAUUAAGCAUUUGGUACAUGCCUGGUAUUGUUUUAGCUACCGGAGGUACAACGGAGAACAAGACAUAGCCCCUGCUUAUAUCCUAGUGAGGAACAUAAAUAAAAUGAGGAAACAAAAUAACUGAUAUCCUACUGGAUAGUGGUGAACACUGUGAGGAAAACAAAGUCGCAUGGGGGUAGUGACUGUGGGUACAAAGAUGAGAAUGGGAAUACGGAUGGGGUGGGGGCUCUUUUAGAUCAGAUGAAUAGGAAAGACCACUUUGAGGAGGUGACAUUGGAGCUGAGAUCUGAAGGAAGAGAAUGAGCCAGCCAUGUGAGUACCUAGGAGAGGAACAUUCUGGGCCACAACAUGUACCAAAGCUCAGAGUUGGGAAUGAGCCUGGCUUGUGUUAGGAUCAGAAAGCCGUAGGACUCAGUAAACAGCAGGGAGAGUGGAAAGCAGGGGGUGGAUCACGGUGGGGUUUGGAGGCCACGGCAAGGCAUUCAGAUUUUAUUCAGAUAGGAAGUUGGGAAGCCACUGAGGGUUUUGAGCAGGGAAGGGACAGUGCAGUCAUGCACUGCAUAGUGGUAUUUCGGUCAACAACAAACUGCAUUUAUGCCCCUGGUCUCAUAAGGUUAGUACUGUAUAGACUAGGUAUACCAUCUGGGUUUGUGUAAGUACACUUGAUGAUGUUUGCACAAUAACGAAAUCGCCUAAUGAUGCAUCUCUCAGAACGGAUCCCCACUGUUGAGCGAUGCAUGGCUGUAUUUGUGUUUAAAAAGAUAACUCCGUGGAUGUGGAGAAUCGACUUUCAGGGUUCAAGAGUAGAAGGAGGAAGAUCAGUUAGGAGUCUGUUGCAGACAUUCCAGAGAGACAUGAGCGUGGCUCAUCAGCAGGAGUUGGGGCCUAAUCUGGUGUGAAAGCCAACAGGACUUGCUAGUGAACUGGAUGUGAGGGAUAGAGGCUUGAAGGAUGACCCUGGCCUGAGCAGUUGGGUGAAAGGGAAGACUGGCAAAGACACUGGCUCAAAAGGGAAAAUCAGCAGUUCUGUUUUGGGUAUAUUUGGCUUGGGAUGUCAUGGGACAGUUUUAUACAGGAGCCAGCACCCAAGGGAGAGGUGGCUGAGGUGUGACAAUUCAUGAGCAUCACAUGGUCUCCUGAAUUGCUUCUUUUUCCCACUGCUUUUCUUGUCACUAUUCUUCUUCUUUGCAUCUUUUACUCAGAUAGAUGGUCUGUUUGUGAGAGCUGUCAAAGCCAUAUAUGAUCAAAUACCCAGUUCCAUAGAGACGCUCUCGACCCAAAACAGGACAUCUGUGCUCUUGGUAGACGAGGCAUUACGUACGCACGUGCACCUCAGAGGGAGAUCUGCUUCACGGGAAACCAUUCGGAUGGUUCACGAGGAGAGGUCCACGUGAUGACAAGCCCUCGAAAAACAUUGAGCUACUCCUCGCGUCUUGUUCUGGGGCCUUCGUGUGUUUUGACUCAUUAAACCCUCAAUAAUCUUGCAAGAGAGCAGCAUUCUCAGAGAAUAAAUCCAAGACAUAGAAAAAUUAAGUUAUGUGCCCAAAGUCACACAGCUAGUAGGAAAUAGAGCCAAGAAUUGAACCCAGGCAGCCUGGAUCAAGACUGUGUAUAGAAAUUUGAAUAAAGGGAGCUAGAACUCCCCCUGCUCGUCUCUCCUCUGAGAAAUGAGGUAGAGACGGAAGGCUCUUCAGGAACAUUGACCCAGUGACAAGAAGCUCUUCCACAGCCCUCCCUAAACCUCCACCCGCGCCCCCCAGCCCGUGUGGGAGAUGGGGGAGGGGUCUGAGAGCCACGCUUCCCUGAGCUUCGCACUGUCCACAUGGAGUACGGUCUUCACAUUUUCAGCUCUCCUCUCAGAAUGAAUGAGGUCCCACAGAGGGACCAGAAGAUUGUAUCUGAAUCACCACCCAAGCAAGACAUUUCUGGAGAAUCAUUCCGAGACUCAAGUGUAGAGAUGCCCCCUGGGGAGUUAGGUCACAGGAACAGUGCGCUGGGGAAGAGCUUCAAUCUGAGACCAGUCCUCUCUCCACAACAGAGACUUGCCACAGAAGUGAGACCCCAGAAAUGGGAAACACAUAGACAGAGCUUCAGGAAGGAGGCAGACGUGAUGAAACCUCACAGAGCAAAACCAUACGCGUGUAACGAAUGUGGCAAAGCCUUCAGUUACUGUUCUUCCCUUUCUCAGCAUCAGAAGAGCCACACUGGGGAGAAGCCAUACGAGUGCAACGAAUGUGGGAAGGCCUUCAGCCAGAGCUCCUCUCUCAUUCAGCACCAGAGGAUUCACACUGGAGAGAAGCCUUACAGAUGUGGUGAGUGCGGGAGAGCCUUCAGCCAGAAUGCAAACCUCACCAAACACCAGCGGACGCACACUGGAGAAAAGCCCUACAAGUGCGGUGAGUGUGAGAAAGCCUUCGGUGACUGCUCUGCCCUCGUCCAGCAUCAGAGAAUUCACACCGGAGAGAAGCCCUAUGAAUGCGGCGACUGUGGGAAGGCCUUCCGACACAGUGCGAAUCUCACAAACCACCAGAGGACUCACACGGGGGAGAAGCCCUACAAGUGCAGCGAGUGUGGGAAGGCCUUCAGUUACUGUGCGGCGUUCAUUCAGCAUCAGAGAAUCCACACAGGCGAGAAACCCUACAAGUGUAGCAUGUGUGGGAAGGCCUUCAGCCAGAGCGCAAACCUCACUAACCAUCAGAGGACUCACACUGGAGAGAGACCCUACAAGUGCGGCGAGUGUGGGAAGGCCUUCAGCCAAAGUACGAAUCUUAUAAUCCACCAAAAGACCCACACUGGGGAGAAGCCGUAUCAGUGUAACGAAUGUGGGAAGUACUUCAGUGAGAGCUCAGCCCUCAUUCGACAUCACAUCAUUCACACAGGAGAAAAACCCUACGAGUGCAAUGAGUGUGGAAAGGCAUUUAACCAGAGUUCAUCCCUCAGUCAGCAUCAGAGAACUCACACUGGUGUGAAGCCCUAUGGAUGUAGCGAGUGUGGGAAGGCCUUCAGGUGUAGCUCGGCCUUCAUUAGGCAUCAGCAACUCCAUGCUGGAGAGUAACUGGGAACAUGACCAAAGUGGACAGGUAAAUGCAGGGAGUUUGAAAGCAGCUGGAGACAUCUGACUUUGAUAGUCUGUAGCCUAGAGCCACAUGCAAAAGCACCUCUAAUAAAUCCUUGUUUACAUACA